This is a messenger RNA of Electrophorus electricus (electric eel), 2615 nucleotides long. It is a transcript of the gene scamp2l, whose product is annotated as secretory carrier membrane protein 2, like. NCBI's taxonomy places the organism in Eukaryota, Metazoa, Chordata, Actinopteri, Gymnotiformes, Gymnotidae. Gene Ontology annotation, cellular component: trans-Golgi network membrane; recycling endosome membrane. Gene Ontology annotation, biological process: protein transport. The record is from RefSeq and is a predicted model, not a curated record.
UUGUUUUAAAAUAUAGAUUAGUACGCAAAAAAGUAAAGUUUUAAUUUCAGUGUAAGUAAUAUAAGGAGUAUAAAAGGUUGUGUAGAGUCUGUCUUUAAUGCCGCUGUCACGGCGCUUUUCUUCUGUUCUGGGGCUGCUGGCAGGUGUUCUCGUUGGUACCUGAAAUACGAUACGAUCCCUCCGUUACUAGGGUAACUAACACCGGCAUGGAGGGAACAGACGACUUCAACCCGUUUUCUGCCCGGGCGCUGAAUAAUCUCAAUGAGACCACCAUACCAGCUCCCAAUGCCUCUCAACCUGCUGUACUGCAGCCUACAGUGGAGCCCAGCCUUCGGGCCACGGCAGCAGCCGCUCAGGCGGAGCUCCACAAACAGCAGGCGGAGCUGGAGAAGAGGGCGGCGGAGCUACAGCGGAAAGAGGAGGAGCUCCAGAACAGGGACACGGCCAUGGGCAAACAAAACAACUGGCCUCCACUGCCGAGGUUUUGCCCAAUAAAGCCUUGCUUCUACCAGGAUUUCAGUGAGGAAAUCCCUCUAGAAUACCAAAGGGUCUGUAAAAUGAUGUACUACCUCUGGAUGUAUCACUGCGUGACGCUGUUCCUGAACCUGCUGGCCUGCCUGGCCUUCUUCACGGUGGACACACAGAACGGUGUGGACUUUGGCCUAUCCAUCCUCUGGUUUGUCCUCUUCAGCCCUGGUGCUUUUGUCUGCUGGUACAGGCCGGUCUACAAAGCUUUCAGGUCGGACAGCUCCUUCAGCUUCUUCUUUUUCUUCUUCAUCUUCUCCUUCCAAGUGGUGGUGUACAUCAUUCAGAGCGUUGGCAUCCCCAAGUGGGGAAACAGUGGUUGGAUCACCUCAAUCUCUGUGAUCAGAAGUAAUCUUGCAGUUGCGGUCUUCAUGAUGGUCGUUGCUGGGUUCUUCACAGUCAAUGCAGUGCUGGCUACCAUCUUGCUCAAAACUGUCCAUGGGAAGUACAGGCGGACUGGCGCUAGUUUCCAGAAGGCUCAGCAGGAGUUCUCUCAGGGUGUCGUCACCAGCAACACCUUCCAGACUGCAGCCUCCUCCGCAGUGCGAGGAGCGUUUCAGUGACUCCGGAGUCAGGCUGCCUCAGUCUGCACCUUGAACUGUUAGUCCAGUCCUCCGAAGCAACUCUACUCUGCCCUGCACCCUUCACUACCAGUUUAAGAGCGUUGUGCCGUCUUUGGUUACUGAAGGAAUGCGUGGAUAUGGUUACUAAAGGAACAUGUGAUAGGUGCUCUUUUAGAGAGGGGAAAUGGAGAGUUUAAUCUGGUUGUUUAAGCUCUGCGAUGUAAAUGAAUAGUCAUAUAUUAACUAUUAUUUAAAAGGUAUUUACCAAUUGGGAUUUUUUUCUCACCAGUACAGUAGUACUGUAUUUAACUACACACUAUUUAAAAUGUUUGAAUCCUAGUGCUACUUCACUUAAACAGUAGGGGGCACUGCAGGUAUAGUGUUCUCCAUGCAUGAGAAGGCUGUUGCAUCACUACCAGCCAGAUAUAUCCCCACUUGUAUCCUCAGUCAUGAGCAGCACCAGGCAUGACUGGGGCUCAAACCUGAAUCCCACAUAUGCAACACACUGGAAACUGUCUGUAGACAUCAACUCAUGUUGAUUUAUUAAAAAAAAACAUUAAAAUAGCGGAAGGAAGAUUUAUUUCUCCAGGGAAAUUUGAUGUGAUCCUUUUAAGGGCAUUUCUAUAACCAUGGGCACAGUCAAAAAUAUUAGCAGUAAUUCUAACUAACAGCAAUUUUUGUUUGUCUUUUGUAGGAUCUCAAAUUGAUUAACAUGAAGGAGCCACUAAUUAUAAUAAUUGUUCCACAUUUCUCCCAAAUUGCAUUACUGUCACAAAAAUGUCCGUUUGUGCCAACUGGGCUGUUUUAAAAUAAAACUUUGGUAGUCACAUGGCAAUUUUUGAACUUUAACUAUCCAUGUAACUACUUCAAGAUUUAAAAUUCCCUUUUAAAUAUUGCUGUGACAGUAUUCUUAUACAUUAAAGGUAUUUACAAAAAAUAUAUAAAACUUAAUUACUAAAUGAAUUUUAAAAAGUUUGAAAUCUUUUGUGUACACAGCUUGUACCUCAUGCGUCUGUGAUGAUCAUGACUGCUCAUCUUUUGGUCAAUAUCAAAUGCUUUCUUUGAAGCAUAUUGGUUCAUUUAUUUUUAUUUUUUUAAAUUACAUUUAAAACUACAUUAAUCUUAACCUAACACUGCUCAAAGCAUUUUGUUAGUUUGGUUUUAAAGUUUUGGUUCUCAAUUGGCUGAAGAAUUUCACAGUUGGGGAAAUUGGACAACACCAGAGUUCUGCUUGGCUUGUGAACAGAAUAUGCCCAUUGCUAUAGAAUUAUUAUUAUUAUUAUUAUUAUUAUUCUUAUGAAUAUGUGGCUGCUAAAUUGUUCUGUGUAAUAAUGAAGUACAUGCUUGGACCUAUGUUUGGAUAUGCAUUUUGUGUAUGUGUGUUAAAGGUAAAUGGUGAUAAUUUUAUGGCACAUCUUAAGCAAGGAAAAGAAUUUGUUUGUUUGUUUGUUUUUGUUUUUCCAGAAAAGACCGUCAUGGUGUGGGGGAAAUUGUAAUGCUACUUCUAUGCAAUAAACUGUGAGAAUG